Messenger RNA from Vollenhovia emeryi, 1773 nucleotides. RefSeq lists its product as uncharacterized. The transcript is spliced from 6 exons. Gene Ontology annotation, biological process: positive regulation of proteasomal ubiquitin-dependent protein catabolic process; protein polyubiquitination. The record is from RefSeq and is a predicted model, not a curated record. NCBI's taxonomy places the organism in Eukaryota, Metazoa, Arthropoda, Insecta, Hymenoptera, Formicidae. The coding region runs from base 314 to 1474 and encodes 386 amino acids. Gene Ontology annotation, molecular function: protein binding.
GCGCCCCCUCGUGCGCGACGACCGUCUCGUCCUUUUGUCUCUUUUCGUUCGGUGACGUCACGUGUUGAUUUUCAACCAAUGCCGUUCAACGUGGAGAGGAUGAGGCGUCUGCUGAUAUUCUCUGCUUUUCUCUUCCUUUCUUAGUUCUUCUAUCUUCACGGAACUUAGUCCUGUUGUCGUCCACGUGCCACCUUCCAACGUUUUCGAGAUCAGGUUAUUGUCGCUUCGUUGUUUAGAUGGUCAGCGAAAUUGACCAUUCAAGCUUGUAUUAGAAUUUGACAAGCGACCGUUUCAUACCGAUUGAAAAGGACAGAUGGAGGACACGUUGCAAAAGGAAAGUAGAAGGUACCUGAAGAGAAAACGUAGAAGGUCCAAAGACGAUGAUGCGACGCAAAGCAAUGGAAAUACAUUGGCUGCCGGAAUCGUUCUAAACUGCUACUAUCUUCUAAGAAACAUAUUCCACCAUUUAAAUGGCAAAGAUCUAACUAAGGCUGCAAUGGUUUGCAGGUCCUGGUCAGAAGCUGCAACAAAAGAGAAAUUGGUAAGAAGAAAUCCUUGUCGUCUUGCUAUGUGUAAAAAACGUCAAAAGGAAUAUUGUUACCAAGAACUUUUAGGUUACAUUAGUAAUCUGAGAAUUGUGCCAAGGAUAGGAUUUUGGUUUCUUUCCACACAAUCUUUGUCCUGGAAAGAAAAAGAGUCUAUAAAAAAUUUGCUACCUGAAUGCUGGGAUAUUAUAUGUUUAAAUAGUCAAGGUAUCAUAGACAGCCGAGGAACAGAUCGUUGUUCACCUUACAAUUCAGUAUGUACAUUUUUACCAGAAAUCCCGAAUGUGAGAAUGAAGACAUUCACGCUGACGAAUGAUUUUGUAAAUGAAUAUCAAGAGAUAGUUAAUACAAUUGUUAAUCAUAAUAAAACGUCUGUAUCGCAUCACGAAACAUCUACGUGUUUGAUGUUAUUUUUUGAAUAUGAGAGUACAAAAUUAGCAUUACGUUGGGCCUCUAAACUACAAAAUAGCAAAGAAAUCAAAAUUGAUUCCGUAUUGGGUAGUAAGUUCAGACGUAAUUGGUAUACAGUAAAUAUGACUAAACCAACACAUGUCCGAAGAAGUUGUAUUUGUGUCGUGAUUACUGGUUCGAUAAAAACGUGGUCUACAAUUUUGGCAGACGAUUGCAAUACAGAGAUGCAGAUCGAGGCAAGCUUAAAGUUAUUUAAAGACAAAGUGAAAUUAAAGAAACACUCCGUAGGAUUUAUGCUUAUAUCCGUGCCUUAUUUAGAGGACCCAUACGAUGAAUCUGAUAAAAUAUUAAAGAUAUUCACAAGAUUAUUCCCCGAGGUACCUGUAGCAGGUUCCUUUGGUUCUGGCCUGUUUGGGCUACCUACCGUUGAUGGAAAAAAUGAGAAAGAGGAAUCUAAGAAAUCUGAAUCUUGGUACCAGAAGCACGGUACCGAGUUUUUGAUACUUACAUAUGACUGAUAUUUUGAGAGAACAUAUGCGUCAUUACUGAAUAUGACAUGAACAUUUUACUACUCGGAUAUUGCUAGUGUUAGGUCAUGCGUUCAACGACCUUUAUCAACAAGACAUGAAAGCAAUUAUGCCUCAAUAUCCACCAAAAAAAGAAGAACAGAAAAUGAACGUAGCACAGAUACGAGUAUAGAGAUUGUUCUUUACCCUUAGAUGUAAUUUGCGAACGCGUGUUUUGUACGUCCUAAAAUAAUGUCAGUAGAAAACAAAAUACGAUAUGAUUUAUGAAAAUAUAUUACAUUUCUACCGCA